Messenger RNA from Cucurbita pepo subsp. pepo (vegetable marrow), 768 nucleotides. The record is from RefSeq and is a predicted model, not a curated record. NCBI's taxonomy places the organism in Eukaryota, Viridiplantae, Streptophyta, Magnoliopsida, Cucurbitales, Cucurbitaceae.
CGGAUUUCUCUACUAAUCUCCUUCUCUUUCCUCGCGUCUUCGUGGUUUUAUCAUUUUUCCCUCACUAUAAAUACAAUCUCUUAAUCCCACUUCCUCUCCCAUCCAUUGAAUACCCUUUUCCCCUUCUCAAACCCCCCAAAAAUGGCUUCUCUUUCAUGUUCAUCACUGCCAUUGCUAGCGUUCUUCUUGCUAUUGGCUUCUUCAGCCUUUGCAGGGUCGACUUUGGAAGGACUUCUAGCAAAUGGGAACUUUGAGGAACCACCAUUAAAAACCAACUUAAAGAAAACAGUCAUAGUAGGCAAAGACUCUCUGCCAAGCUGGGAGAUCAAUGGCUUUGUUGAGUACAUCUCAGGUGGCCCUCAACCCGGCGGAAUGUUCUUCCCCGUUGCUCACGGCGUCCAUGCCGUAAGGCUCGGCAACGAAGCAUCGAUAUCUCAGAUCAUAAAAGUGAAAAAAGGGUCUCUUUAUGCUCUAACUUUUGGAGCUUCAAGAACAUGUGCACAAGAUGAAGUCUUGUCUGUGUUAGUACCUCCCCAGAAUGGAAGUUUGCCUCUGCAGACUCUUUACAGCAGCGAUGGAGGCGAUGUUUACGCUUUCGGAUUUGUAGCUUCGUCGGAUUCUGUUAAGGUUACGUUCCACAAUCCCGGAGUUCAGGAAGAUCCCGCUUGUGGACCUCUGUUGGACGCCGUUGCCAUCAAAGAGCUUAUUCGUCCAGUCCCAACAAGAGGUAAACAUGCUCGUCUGUCUUUUCGAGAUCUAAAAACUCAG